AAGUCCAUGGCGAAGCUCAAAAGCGGGAAUACAAACAUGGAGAAAUGUCAACAUUACGAAAUGGAAAGUCACCUGUAUUGAAUUAAAUUGAAGUGGCAGUAUUUACGAUCAAAUUAUGGGGUUAUCAAAUAUGCAAGACGAUUUGGAAUCCAGGUUUGCUAAUUUACUGCAGCCUAUCCGAGACCUGACUAAGAACUGGGAUGUAGACAUAGCAUCAUCUCUAGAGGACUAUCUAGAAGAACUUGACAAGAUAGUGAUAACAUUCGAUGGAGGGAUAACCACUAUGAAUUUUGCUGAAGCUGCCAUGCUAAUUCAAGGCUCUGUUUGUGUUUUUGGCAAAAAGGUGGAAUAUCUAUAUUCCUUGGUUUAUCAAGUUUUGGACUUGCUGGCAAGUAAAAAAAAACAGAACAAACAGUCCUCGGUUAAUAACAAUGGAGAUGAUGAGGAUGCAGCUGAUUUUGACAGAAAUGAAGAUGAAGAGUUCCUGAGCCUAGAUGAUAUCCAACAGCACAAGAAAAUUGUCCUGAAGGAAGAUGAAUAUGGAAACAAGAAUGUGAUGCCUGUUCCUUUGAUGCCUCUCUCCCUGACUCCUUUAGAGGAAGGAGAAAAGGGAGAUGACCCUUUGUUAAGUAAGAAGGGAGAGGUUUUGGCCAGCAGGAAUGACUUUAAUAUGAACACCUGUUCUGUCCAUGAGACUGGCACGCUUCUACUGGACAUGUCUUUCAUGGCACCUCUGCAAAAGGCUCUGGCAGACUGUGUAUCUAUACAAGGUGCAUCCUUGGACACCAUACAGGAAGAGAGUGCUGACCAGUGUACACAGGGAAUGAUGGGAAGAGACAAUGUAGAGGAUGUGGAAGCCGAGACCUGCCAACCACCAGAUGUCUCAAUGGGAGAGCAUGCUGAUGAUGUAGAACCCCUGGACCCUGUCCCCAUGGAGGAUGAGGUGGAUGGAAACGUCCCUCCCAACAACAGAGAAAGUUUAGAUACUCAAAUUCUGCGAAGAUCUGAGAGAAAAAAAGUACAAAUUGUACCUCCUAAACCUAUCAUUGAUCACUGGAAAAUGAUUGACCCUCAUGAACCAGGUCAUACUGCUGAGAGGAAUGUCAAAAGAGGGAAGACAUUCAAGAUCCCAGAAAAUGUUGAUGAUAGACUUUCAAACAAGAGAAAAAGGAAAAGGCAGCCAGAGAUCAAGAAAUUAUGUCCCCUGACCCAGUUUGUUUGUCAAACAUUCACAAAUGUGGAGAAAUACCCAAAGAAUCCUCUGAAAGUGGUUUCAUUUCCAGAGCUGGACAAACCAUUUUGGACCGAAUACAAAAGAAGACAGGCCCUAUCAAGGAAAGAGAGCAAAGUGAAGAUGGCUUAUGUGGAGGAGGAAUUCACAGAGGAACAAGAGGAGCAAGAAGAUUUCCAUGAAGAUAGUGGCAAUGAUGCGGCCGAUAUCUUGUUGCCGCAGAUGAAUGAGGAUCGGCUGUUUGACGCCAUUAAUUCUGCAGUGGAUGAUGCCCCAUUCUCUGCAGUGACAGGGUCCUCGGAACAUAAUGGUUUCAGUGCCUCGUUUAAUAAGGGUAUUAUAAUUAAUGACUAUGAAGACCUUGUCAAACAACAUGUGGAGCAGUACAUGGCCAGUGCCCAGGAGUAUGUCAAGAUGACAGAGUUGUCUCGGAGGGUGUCUGAGUGGGAGGAGAGGGUCCUCCCCAAACUAGAGGAGGAGGACACCCAUGAUCCGUUUGAUAUAAACAAAUAUGGAAGUCUGCUGAUUGGAUCCUUAAAGAAGGAGUCCAACACUGCAUUCAAGGAGGUGGUCAAAGCCAAGAAGACCUAUGAAAUCUCCAGGAUAUUUCUAGCUUCCCUCAUGCUGGCCAACACAGGAAAUGUGGAAAUUGUUAGCAAAGGUGAUUUAGAGGUCGGUAUGGACAGGUUUGAAUUACACUUGCUGUCCACAAAAAGACACUUUGAACAUUUGGAGGAAUAUCAAGCCCCAUCCAUAGCUGACAAAGGAUAAUGGAAUCAAGGAGUUGUGUUUUAGUCAGGAAAAAUACUGUGUUUUCUGCCUGACAGAAUUUUAAAAGGAAACUUUCAGCAAUUUCUGUGAUCAUCUUUAUACCCAUUUUUACCUGUUUGAAAAAAAAUAAUCUAAAAACUUUCUUUGACGAUUGAUAAAAUUGAUUGAUAAUUCACUUAAUACAAUCUUUUUAUUGUAAAUUUACUGCUUUUCUUACUACACAUUGACAAAGAUGAAUAUAUUCUACUGUAGAUUUCUUUUUCGAGUACUUUAUUUCGCAAUUCGACUGUAUUGCGUCAAAUCAAGAGCAUAUGAAAUCGCAAACACCAGAUUUGUUUCAUAGUUUUAUUAGUUUUACGUCUGUCAGAAAAAUAAAAGUGAGAUUUUAUAAUCAAAGAGAUGUUCCUCUCGCGAUUUUACGCUGAUAUUGAUUCAUCAUGUUUACCGGUAAUUUGGAGUUUACAGCAUAGUGAAUAGUCAAUGAAAGAUUGUAAUUUUUUCUUUUACUAUGAUUUCAAAUGUGCAUGUUAUUUUUGGGUUAUUGUCUGAGAAAAGAUCACUAAAUGUGUUUGUAUAUGAUUGAAAGAAAUAUAAAGUCAUACUUAGUCAUUUA
Messenger RNA from Magallana angulata, 2615 nucleotides. Its product is annotated as condensin-2 complex subunit H2-like. The record is from RefSeq and is a predicted model, not a curated record. The coding region runs from base 116 to 2002 and encodes 628 amino acids. Gene Ontology annotation, biological process: meiotic chromosome condensation; mitotic sister chromatid separation. The transcript has 20 exons. Gene Ontology annotation, molecular function: chromatin binding. Lineage: Eukaryota; Metazoa; Mollusca; Bivalvia; Ostreida; Ostreidae. Gene Ontology annotation, cellular component: condensin complex; nucleus.